CUGAUCAAGUUUAACACGUGCGUGAACGCGACAGAUAAGUGGGCUUUCACACCGCUGCAUGAAGCUGCGCAGAAGGGCCGCACACAGCUGUGUGCACUGCUGCUGGCGCACGGCGCUGACCCCACCAUGAAGAACCAGGAGGGACAGACAGCUCUGGACCUGGCCACGGCUGAUGAUAUCCGUGCGCUGCUGAUGGACGCCAUGCCCCCUGAUGCCCUGCCCAGCUGUUUCAAACCGCAGGCCACCGUGCUCAGCGCUGCUCUCAUAUCACCUGCCUCCACACCCUCAUGCCUCUCCGCUGCCUCCAGCAUCGAUAACCUGGCCGGGCCCCUCAGCGACGGGGCCAGUGGAGGGGCUACAGGACCCGCUGAUGGGGCCUCCGGAACUGAGCGCAAGGAAGGAGAUG
Molecule: messenger RNA, 406 nt
Organism: Sinocyclocheilus rhinocerous
Lineage: Eukaryota; Metazoa; Chordata; Actinopteri; Cypriniformes; Cyprinidae
Product: tankyrase-1-like
Exons: 2
Source: RefSeq, a predicted model, not a curated record